Molecule: messenger RNA, 5142 nt
Organism: Amyelois transitella
Lineage: Eukaryota; Metazoa; Arthropoda; Insecta; Lepidoptera; Pyralidae
Product: probable cyclin-dependent serine/threonine-protein kinase DDB_G0292550
Exons: 11
Coding region: 630-4205 (1191 amino acids)
Source: RefSeq, a predicted model, not a curated record
AUGCGUGUUUAGUUGCGUUCGAUAUUCGACCAAGAAUAGCCGUCGAGACGAUGGUUGCCGCCUGAAAUAUUAACUAUCUACGUCCAUAAAUUACUACUCAUAAACAGAGGGCGAAUUGUGUAAUCUUCACUUAAGAGUCCUUUGAUUCUGUUACGCCUAACGUGUUUAAUUUUAAUUAUCUCCACUUUUACAGAACAGCAAUAUUUGCCAGUUAGUAUUCUUUACGAGCUAUAGUUGCAGAACCGCGCGUUAUGAUCUUGAGUUCUAUUAUAAUUUCAUAUCGUUAUCAGCGUGCCCGCUUGAUAAAGUUGAUAAAAGCGAGGUGAAUAAUAACAAAUAUGUGUAUGGACUUCUUUUUAAAUAGGUCAAAGAUGUUGAACGGUUUCAAAUGUGCAUAUGAGUUGAUAAAUUAAAAGUUUAUUGGAUCAUCGAAGGGUGUGUGCGUAUGAGUGAUGCGCCUGCGGCUGUGCAAGUGUUGCGUUGAGCCUAUUUUCGUAGCACGGAAAUAAGAGCGGCAAAAGGAGCAAAAAGCAACGGCUGCAUGAAAAACUUGAGGACGCAGUGCCGCGUGUAUUUUUGUCUGUUGUGGACCGAUGCGUGCAGUGUGAGUGCCUGUGCUCGUCGGCAAAAUGAAGAAAAGGACCAUCUCAAAGUUAAAGUCUAUAUUUGGAUCUAAAAAAGGCAAGCGGCAUCUCCAACAGCAACAAUCGUCGAAGUCCUCCCGGUCGCCGUCACCUGAGCCUGCGCCGGCGUCGCCCAAUGGCGACACGUUCCGACCGCUACCACGCACGCCGCCGCCGACCCGAGUCGGGCCGCCGCCUUCACCGCCCGUGCCGACGCAUCCUGUAGCACCAGUAGCUCCUGAACCCUCAGGGCCACAAACGCUACAGCCAUGUUCGAGCUGCGGCCGCACAUUCCUGCCGCAAUCCCUGGCCAAGCACGAGAAGAUAUGCGAGAAGAUGACAGUCAAGAAGAGGAAGACAUUCGACUCGUCCCGGCAGAGGCGCGAAGGUACAGACUUGGAACAGUAUUUGCCAAAGAAUUUCGGUCUUCCAGAAAACAGCCCAUUCCUGGAGAAGAGUCCUCCGAACACCGCCAAGGUCGCGCCCAAACCAAAGCAACAGUCUGUCAGAACAGCUAUCACUAAGCCGACAUCAGACCUGCAGCGCUGCCCGCACUGCAGCCGCGCGUUCGGGCCGCGCGCGUUCGAGCGGCACGUGGAGUGGUGCGCCGACAAGGCCAAGAUCCUGCCCGCCGCGCCCGCGCAGCCGCCGCCGCACCUCGCCGACGCCAAGCAGCGCCUCAACGCGCGCACGCAGUACAAGGCGCCGCCCGUGCGCGGCCGGCGAUCGUCUCAAACCCGCGACAAGUCGUCGAACAGCCGGUCGGCGUCGGUGGAGUCGUCGCGGGGCGUGUCGCCGCCGCGCGAGUACGGCGACUACAGGACGGGCAGAACUAGGGCUUCAGAAUCUCUAUCGAGCAACGAUCACGAGGAGUCUCCCCACGUACCAGUUAUAAGGAACUCCAGAAAUUCCAACAACAGUUCCGGAGACGCCAAUGUGAAAGCCAGACAAGCCAGGCUUGCGAGAGACCUCAGCAGUUCAAGAAAACCCCAAGAGUCCCAACCAUCCUCUGUCCAAACAAGUAGCACCGAUCCUAACAUAAAGAAAAGCGCAAACCAAAACAAAACCAGACUGAAUGUAAAAAAACAACAGCAAUUGAAAAAGCUCGAAGAACUUGCAAAUAAAUACAAAGAAAAGUCAGUCAAAGAAGCUGCAGAUAUUUCCAAUAAAAAAACAGUAGACAAAAGUCAGAUACCACUUGUGAAGAAGAAAGAUGUGGGAUCUUUUAAACGUAAUAAUAACCAAAGUUGUGAAAGUGUUUCUACUUCGGAUGUUAAAAGUGAAGUAGGAGUAAUGAAACAGACUAAAACCAAAUUACGUAUAGCAACAAAAAUACAAGAAAAAUCUGUAAUGAAUUCCAAUGCCAAAGAAAAGGCGAAAGUUAAAAUAAGAAAACUAUCUGGUAAAUUAGCAAAAGAAAACAGUAUGAGUCUGGAUAGCCUUGAAGAUGCUUCGAAAAAAUCUGAUAAAAAUUGUCAAUCAAUAGGAAUAAACACGGAAUUGUUAUGUCCAUCAAUACCAUGCAUAAUUUAUGAAAACCCAGAAAUGAAAAAAUCUAGUAAGAACCGUAAAACAAGAUCUAAAGAGAUUAAUAAUGUAUUAAAAUUGACAGACACCUGUACACCCGAACCGAAGAUUGAAUUACUGUACAAAAACUUGACUGUCGUCAGCUCGUGCGACAUAGAAGCAAAAUUGGAUUCUGUAAAAGAAAGUUUUUCCAAAGAAUAUAAUACAACGACAGAAUCUAAUGACUACAUUACUACACCCAGCAUGUCCGAUCAAUUAAUUUCUGAUUUUACCGAUUCAACGUCUAAUAUAUUUAAGGGAAAUAUACCAUCUGUUGAUGUCGGCGGCCAGAAAGUUGAUACAUUUGCCAAUGUGAAGUUUAAUAGCCAGAUCACAGAGGAAACGUAUCAAGUAUCCGAACAGAACUGUGGUGAAAGCCAAUAUCCAUCUGUUGAAAAUUUAGAAGAAAAUUAUGGUCGUGAUAUAAGCGCGGAAACGUUCAAUGAUUCUAUAGAACAAAAUGGAGAUAACGAAUUUGUAGAAGAUAACUUUAGUCGUCAUGGGAGUGGUGAAACUUACACGAAGUUUACAGAAAAUGCAGAUGAUUUAGAAGAAUUUCUUAAUAUAACAGACAAAAUGAUAAGUAACAAAAGUCACAAUAAUAUGUCUGAGAUAGAAAAAGAAAUGGAAAAUAUCUGUACACCUAAAACAAAUUCCCUCGAAGCUAUAAAUAGUAAUAGUUUAGAAAAUAUGGCAGCAGAUUCCGAGAAACACAUAUUUUCUGACACAUUUCAAGAAUUAAAGAAUAAUUUAAAGGAAUUACUAAAAAGUGCAAAUAGGGAAUCUGUUGAAACAGAUACACUUGUAACAAAUAUUGACGAAACUAGUAAAAAUGUUUGCGAUAUGGAACACAUAACCGUGUAUGGGUUGAAAUUUUAUGAUAAUGUUGCAAGUGGACCUUCUGAACAAAAGUUGAUCCCCGAAAAUAUGGCACUACAGCUUGAAGAAAAGUAUGUACAGGAAAAUAAAGUCCCGCUGUUAAAACUACCCAAUAUAUCAGAAAACAACAAGUUUGAAAAUAAACUAAAAUGCAAUAAAAAAAGAAUGCAGAGGAUAUACAAACCAAACAGAAAAUUCGAAAUGUUGAGUCAACAAAAUCGCGCAAAAACAUUCAUAAAAAACGAGCAAGAAGAGAAUAGUGAUGGACAGUCGAUAACAUCAGAAGCCCCGCCGCUAAAGCUCCCGCGUAUUGAAAAUAAGAGCAGUAACAAUAUCGUGAAUGAGAGCCUUUUCCCAUCCUCUGUGAAGCGUUCCACUUCCCUCCUUGACUCCAUUCAAAAGAAAAACUCGAUAAAACAGGACAGUGCGAAGAGUCGUAAAAAAGCCGACCAAGUAGAGCAAGAUUUAAUGCAAUCCUUAAAAGAUUUCGACAAAUUCUACGAAUCUGAAAGACAUGAGAGCAAGUCGAUGAAAGAGGUGGCUAAUUAUACUUCGUCACACAAUGGUACCACGAAACGAGAUAUGCGGGUCAAAGCGGAUCGAAUGAACAAGAAAGCUGACAACGUUUCUAAUGGAAACUAUACGCCAAAUGGAAAAGUUAGCAACGACUCUGCUUAUAGCAGGUUAGUCAGCUUAAAUAGAAUAUCUCCAUCGAAACUAUCGCUGUGUAAUCCCAAAGAGACGAAUGGUUUGACGUCACUGGAGCAAAUUCCCGCGGGUUCAGAUUCCGGGGGCAGUCACAAGGAGGACGUGCGUUCGAUGUCCAGCGAAGAGUUCUUGGCGAUGGAGCGAUCGGCGGAGCUGGACGAGCCCUUGCCGCAGAUCGAAAUGCAUGCCUCUUAUAAGGAAGAGAGUCAUUCAGUUGCAGAGAAACGCGUGAGUUCCCGAGCAUCGUCGCGCCGCAGCCCCGCGGCGUGGCGCCACAGCGGGCAGCUGAGCUCCAGCGGCUCGGAGUGCUCGCUGCAACGGGAGCCCGCGCAGAGGCUGUCGCGGUUCUGCCACGAGUGCGGCAGCAAGUUCCCCGUCGAUACCGCCAAGUUCUGCAUACAGUGCGGCGUCAAGCGGCUGCGAGUGUGAACCGACCGCUCACUGGAACUUGAAAGUGGUAGAGUAUAGAUUAUUAUUUUGUGGAACGAGUGUUCAUGGAGUAUAGCCUUCGAGUAAAUAAAUGUGAAAAGUGAUGGCAUGGGGCUAGUGCAGAGCUUCAAAUUUUGCUCGAAUGACAACUCGGCACAACUUUGUAAAAGCAUUGAAUUAAAUUUCUGACAAAACGAUUGGUUCUUUUUAGUAUCUAAAAAUGAAGUUUCCCAAUGCAAAAUGAUGAAUCUACACUCCUCCCAUAUGUUCCAUUGGUUGGUCUUUAUUUGUGAGACGAUUUCUAGUCUAUUAUAGUGACGGCGUGGUGGCGCGAUUGUUACGUAAGAUCUGUAUGAUUUUAUUCGUUUAAAAGAGACGAAAUAUCAACUCGAUAUUGACAGCACAAAGGUGCUCGCAUUUUUGGUUUGCUUCUAUUGUAAGCUAUGAAUAGGAUUUUUCACCUGCAAUACUUUGCGUAAACUAUUUUUGUACUAUUUGGGAUUAAACGUUCUAAUAUGCAUAAAAUGUAUGAAUUAUUUAUAAAAAGGUUGGACAGCAAUGCAAGCUUGACGCCUUAAUGUUCCCAAAUAGUAAAUAUUUUAUUUAAUAUGCGAAAAGUCGAGCAAAGUUAUUGAGGUACGAAAAGUUGAAUUUUUUAUAUACCUUCCUAACAAUUUACUUUGUCGAAGUAUUUUUAAAUCCAUAACUUUAACUUUCUAACAUCAACUUAAAUGAAUCUAUCAGAGUUACACUUCUCUAAAUUGUUGUAGAUCUUAAUAUUGUUAAUACAAUAUAAUAUUGUGCCUACAGAAACAGUUUUUUACCAAAAUGCACAUAAAAUGUAAUCUUGAAUUUGCACAAAGUGGCAAUAUUGGACCAUUACUUAUAUUUUAUAAGUGUUCUCCGAAUAUAUGGUUUAUGAUAAAUAUUAAUAUAU